Messenger RNA from Acanthosepion pharaonis, 1443 nucleotides. The record is from the annotation of a GenBank genome assembly. NCBI's taxonomy places the organism in Eukaryota, Metazoa, Mollusca, Cephalopoda, Sepiida, Sepiidae.
AUGGAUAAAAAUGAAAGAAAGAAGAUUCGGGAAAUUAUGUCCAAAAAAGAUGAUUCUAAAAUGAAUUGGAUGUACAAAGGCAGUCAGCCUGAAACAAAUGAAUAUUUGCUGGGAAGAAAGAUUGAUAAAUACAUUGAGAAAGUGCCAGAACCCACCAAAGAAGAAAAAUAUGGUGCUGCAUUCAGUGAGAGAAUUAAAGCCAAUAUUGAAUUAGACAUGGCUGCCAAGAUGAGAGAAGAUCCUUUGUUCCAAAUCAGGAAACGUGAAGAGGAGGCUCGUCGCCGGAUCCUUGAUAAUCCAGUUAAAAUGAAACAAAUACAGAAAAUGAUUAAGGAACAGAAAGAAGAACGUCAAAAAAGCAAAAGUAAGAAAAAGAAAAAAAACAAAACGCGUGAUUAUGAUGAUGAUGAUGAUGAUCAAUCUGGAGACGAACUUGUGAAAACUUACCUGAGCAUCAUCAGUAAAAAACACCAGGAUAAACAUGAUGGGGACAAAAAACAUCACCAGGACGACAGAGGAUGUCCUUCUGGAUACGGACUGCAAAAGCAUCACAAAGUUAGAGAAGAGGGACAUUCAUCUCGACGAGAAAAUUAUUCCAAACCAUAUCAACGCCAAGAUGACUCCACUCGCAAUAGGACCAGCUCUGAGCCUACUUCAAAAUAUUCUAAAGAAAGAUUUAGCACUUUUCAUUCACAUCAUAGUAAACGUAGUUCUAGACCGCAUUCACAAAGCCGAUCACCACAGCAUUCACGGAGUAGAUCCCCACAAUCAAGUAACUCUGGAAAACUAAAAGAGACUGAACGAGAGAAGAAACUUAGAGAGAUGAUGGAAAAUGCCAAAUGGAGGAAUGAAGUUCGACAGAAAAACAUGAAAAAUUAUGAAGACGAAUGUGCCAAAGAGAAAAAUGCACAAAAAGGGAGCAGCUCAGAUUUUUUAAAUGCAAUGAUGUCACAACAUGCAGCCCAGAGCAGUGUUGAAGAAAGAAUCAGGAGAAACAAACGCUUUCAGUGCGCAUCACAUCCCCCACACCGCCUUGGAAUGCGCACACACUUGUAUAAAAUAGGCAAGAACGUGUGUAAAUCUUUUGCUUCAAAUUCAUCGUCGCCUCUUCCUUUUCUUGCGUCUCUCCAGUACACUUUGCAAAUGUUGAAGACAACUCUAGUUCUGUGCCUUCUUUUCAUGAUGAUCGAUGCUUCGUUUGUCGUCAGGAGAUUUUGUGGCCAGAAAUAUUACGACCCGGCGCUCGAGAUUUGCUGUAGUGGUCAUGUGGCCCAAAAGGUCGGCGAUUCUUCUUCCUGUUGUGGUUACACCGGUUACAAUCCUCGCUACGAAGUUUGCUGUGCGGGACGCGUUUCCCAAAAAGUUGGCGCUUCACCUUCAUGUUGUGGCUCUCAAGUUUUUGACACCCAAGUGCAGAAAUGUGUGGGUGGAAGGAUAGUCUGA